This is a messenger RNA of Colletotrichum scovillei, 1178 nucleotides long. RefSeq lists its product as uncharacterized. The coding region runs from base 135 to 1178 and encodes 347 amino acids. The transcript has 2 exons. The record is from RefSeq and is a predicted model, not a curated record. NCBI's taxonomy places the organism in Eukaryota, Fungi, Ascomycota, Sordariomycetes, Glomerellales, Glomerellaceae.
GCCAGAAUCUAGGUCCCCGCAGACGCUCCACGCUUGCCCUCCCUUCAGUGUGUCCCUUCUUCUCUGUUCAUUCUGCCAGAAAUUCUCCAUCACGAAAGGAACAUCACAGCCAGAAGCACUUGAAGUAGAUCAAAAUGGCCGAAACGACGACAUUACCACAUAUCUCAAGCCUAGUACAGCCUGCGAUACGAACAGUGGUAUCCGGCGAGGAUAACUGGAAGGGCAAGACGAGCCCUGCGGAGAGACGGAAGAUCCAGAACAGGCUCAAUCAGCGAACGUGGAGACAACGAAGAAAAGCUGAAAAGCAACAGCAGCGCCAGGCGAAGACCCGACAGUCUGGUACGGACGAAAGAAAACCCUCGUCCAGCAGCAGCCUGUCGCCGCCGUCCUCCAGCGCCAUCGUAGCAAGCUCGAAGUGGGCAGCGGCAUUACCAGCCGCCUCCGUGGCCAAUGAUAAUGACACGACGACCUACGUGACGGUGGAAAUGUCUCGGCAGGGCCUAUACAAGUCGAAAACGAGCUCGCAGAGAAGCGCAAAGUACACGACGCUGAUGGCCUUGAAGUACAUCGGACGGCAACGACAAAUUGCAGACAUUCGGGACGAGGACUUGGACGACAUAUAUCAACUGUUCCUGCAGCACGCGCAUGAGAGUCGAAGGAGCCCGAGCCCGGAUCCACUGUCGGAUUCACUAAUACCGCUUGUGCAAUUCAAUCUGUUCCGCGGCUUAAUGGAGAACAUGAAGACUUUGGGUAUCACUAUGCCCAUGAUCUGUGACGAUGACUGCGUGUCUCCCUUUGGAAGCGAUCCUACGUAUAAUGCCAACACCGCUUGGAAUAUCCCAUACUUUUUGAAGCCGACGGAGACGCAGCUGACAACCAUACACCAUCCCUGGCUUGACUUUUUACCCCUACCGAGGAUGCGGGACAACUUGAUCAAGGCUGGGGAUGACUGGGACGACGAGGCGUUGUGUCUAGACAUGGUAGGCGAUGGAGAUGCGCCAUCUGGGAAAGGAGGCAUGAUUCUGUGGGGAGAACCAUGGGAUCCCAAUAGCUGGGAGGUCACAGAGGACUUUGUCGAGAAGUGGCGGUGGAUCCUUGAAGGCUGCGAGGAGAUCAUCAGGUCGUCUAACUACUGGAGGGCAAAACGAGGCGAAAAGAGGAUGAGGGUGAGAAUAUGA